Molecule: messenger RNA, 4083 nt
Organism: Nothobranchius furzeri (turquoise killifish)
Lineage: Eukaryota; Metazoa; Chordata; Actinopteri; Cyprinodontiformes; Nothobranchiidae
Gene: adnpa
Product: activity-dependent neuroprotector homeobox a
Biological process (GO): regulation of gene expression
Cellular component (GO): nucleus
Source: RefSeq, a predicted model, not a curated record
AUCUCAGCGCGGGAGCGGGUUCGUGGGAUCUAGGGGACAAUAGGUGCCUCUGGCAUUUGCUAGUAUCGAAUGUGAUGUGUUUAUAAUACGUGCAUCACUGCCAGCUGUUUUCCUGGCCUAGACAGCGACAGCUGCGCAGCCAAAUAGAUAACUUACGAACCAGCUAGCUCUUAGUUGGCUAGCUGCGCAGCGUUAGCUUCCCGGCGCCGAGGAGAACGAACACCCCCGGUCUUCACGUCCUGAUCAUACGUUUCACUUCUUUUUAGUCAUAUAUGUCAGUGAGACAGGCCGACUGACUGGUCGUGUCGGUCUGUUGUAAGGAGAAAUGUUCCAGCUCCCGGUGAAUAACCUCCCAAGAAUCAGGAAAGCCAGAAAGAAAGUGAAGAGAGCUCUCGAAGACAUAGGGCUCGAGUUCUGCAAGGAGGCAGCAGAGGAAUUCAAAGAGUUUAGUCCAGAUGAACAGGUUGUAAAGAGCACUCAAGGAUUUGACAUCUGCUCAUGGGAUCCAUCAUGUUCAAAGACACAGGAAUAUCGAUCCAAGCCAUUUUGCUGUCAAGAGUGCCAGUUUUCUUCCAAAUUCUACUCAGGCUACAAAAAUCACUUUCGUAAUGUACACCGAAAACUCUUGGAUGGUAAACUACUUCUCAACUGUCCCUACUGUGCAUUCACGGCAACCAAGAAAACCCUGGAGGUGCAUGUUAAAAUAUUCCACGCACCCAAUCAAGGACAGCAGAAUUAUGGGAUGUCACAGGGCACUGCGCUGGGAGCUCAAACGAAAAGCAAAAAUGCCUUACACAGAAUUCUAAAAUCUGUGUACUUUUGCAAAAAGUGCACGUUUCGUGAUUCUCUCUACAAUGUUGUUAAAAGACACAUUUACAGAGAGCAUUUCCAGCAUGUUGUCUCACCGUAUCUUGGUAUGGCUUCUGAUAAAUCUGUUAAAGGUAGGUCUUCCUCUGUUAAUGGAAGCAACAUCUACUGUAAGCAAUGCCAGUUCACUACUCGCAUGUACGAGGCUCUAGUGCAGCACGUUUUAGAGUUUCAUGAGCGAGUUGGUUCUCAUGUAACAAAUAUGAUUGGGCAUGCUAAUGUUUUGAACUCGGUUCCCCAUUCUCUACCUACAAUGAAUCAGAACGCUCAGGCUGUUGCCAAAUGUGUCACUCCCUUGUCUGAUGCAGUUUCACAGCCUGUUAUUGGCUAUCUAAAGCCAGUGGCCCCCGUUGUUGAGAAUCCACCCACUGUCCCAAGCAGUCAGGCGUUAGCCGUUACUGCUGUCAACAGCCCUGUUGCUGAGAAUAAUCAGACUAAUGUAAACACAUCCCAAACACAAAAGUGGAAGAUAUGCACUGUUUGCAAUGAACUUUUUCCUGAAAACCUCUACAGUGCUCAUUUUGAGAAUGCUCACAAGGCCAAGAAAGUGUGGGCACUGGCCAAGUACAUCAUGAAAAUCCACAACUUCACCAGCAAGUGUUUGCUUUGCAACCGCUAUCUGCCCAGUAGCACACUACUUAACCAUAUGCUAACACACGGCUUAACGUGUCCACAGUGCCAUUCCUCUUUCCACGGUGUUCAUCAAAUUGUGGAUCAUGUUGCUCAGACCCACCCUGGUGAGUUUGUUGGGCCUGUUGGCGCAUCACCUCUUACCUUUGAUCUUUCCAUAAAACAAGGUCAGUCCAGAAACAUUCAGCUUUCUGUGCUCACUUUUAACAUGAAGAAUUCAGUCAAUGGUCAAGAUCAAUCAACACCUGCCCCCCAAAAUGCUGCUCCUCCCCCUCGUCCUGUCAUAGCACCUCCUGCCAAGAUAGUAAACAAGUACACUGAGCCAAAGAGUUUGGUUGCACUUUUCCACAACAGCGGUGGUGGAAAGACUGUAUGCCCACUCUGUUUCUCCAUCCUCAAAGGUACCAUCUCAGAUGUCUUGGGCAUGCACCUGAGGGAGCGACAUCAAGUGCUUCAAACCAUGCAUCCUGUUGAAAAAAGGAUGACAUACAAAUGCAUCCAUUGUUUAGGGGUGUACACUAGUAAUAUGGUAGCAUCCACAAUCACACUGCAUCUUGUACAGUGCAGAGCUGUUGGCAGAAGCCAGGUCAGCCAAAACCUCAAGUCUCCUUUGACUCCGAAGUCACCUGCGCCUGCAGCCAUCAAGAGGCAGCUGCCUCUACAGAGCACACCCACUCCCAAGAAGACUAAGACAAGCAAAGAUUGUGGAAGCAAUCACAAAAUAGAUGGCCUUGUUCUGGAUCCUACAGGUUAUGAGGUCAAGACAUUUGAGGCCAGGAAAAAGUUCCUGACAAGUUACUUCAACGAACGACCUUACCCAAAUCCUGAUGAAGAGCUAAAGCUGUCUGAAAGUCUGAUGAUGUGGAGGUCUGAGGUUACUGGCCAUUUUGUAUCAAAGCGGAAUAUCUGUUUUAGGAGUUUUAAGUUCAAGAAACCUGCUGUGCGACUAGGCUUUAACAUGCAUGCUCUAAAUGAGUUGAAACAUGACCUGGAGAUAGACCAUGAAAGACGUUUUGGCAACUCUGCUUUGAGCUCAGCAAGUGGCAAGUCAACUGACUGCAAACCAAACAACACCCUGAAACUCAACACAUGUCCGGAGACCAUUUCCAUUGACUCGGACUCUGACGAAGAAACUGGGAAACCUAAUCCUAACGCAGACAACCUGACCGAGGAGACAACAAUUGGCUCAAAUGGUCCCCCGACAGAAACAAGUUCUUGUGAAGAAGAAAAUGACUUAAUGGCACCACUUUCUGAGAAUGGAGAAUCCUUGGAUCAAGAAGAUCUGACCAAAAACACAAAUGAUCCUGUAACUGAGACAAGCUCUUGUCUAGAAAAAGAAGAAAACAUCCAUGUGGUCCAAAUUACUGAGACUGUGGAGUCAAAUGAUCAAGACAUCCUGGGGGAAAAAACAGUUAUAGAUACAACCGAUCUGUCUACCAUGGUGAUCUCUUGUCAGGAAGACGAAAAUGAAUUCAUGGCACCACUUGCUGAGAAUGGGGAAUCCUUGGAUCAAGAAGAUCUGACCAAAAACACAAAUGAUCCUGUAACUGAGACGAGCUCUUGUCUAGAAAAAGAAGAAAACAUCCAUGUGGUCCAAAUUACUGAGACUGUGGAGUCAAAUGAUGAAGACAUCCUGGGGGGAAAAGUGAUCUCUUGUCAGGAAGACGAAAAUGAAUUCAUGGCACCACUUGCUGAGAAUGGGGAAUCCUUGGAUGAAGAAAAUCUGACCAAGAAGACUAAAGAAGACACAAAUAAUCCUUCAGCAAAGACAAUCUCUUGUGAUGAAGGAAAAGGAAAUGCCUUCAUGGCUCCCACUGAUGAGAAUGUGGAAUCCAAAGACCAAGAAAUCAUGACAGAUGAGAUGAACAUGGAGACAGAUGAUUCUUCAACUGGAAUCUCCUAUCAAGAGGAACAGGAAAAUGUUUUAAUUUCACCAACUGAUGAGAGAGUGCAGUUCAAAGACCAAGAAAUCCUGCUAGACGAGAUGAAACACACAGACUCAGAUGAUCGUUCAACAGAGACGGGCUCUUGUCAAGACGGGAAAGAAAAUGUCUGCAUGGCAUCGUGUUAGUCCCUCGUCCAUUUGUGGGGUUUAUGUUGAUGAACAGCGUUGUAUUAAAUAAGAAAACCUACCAAGACAAAUGGUUCUGGUUCAUACAUGUGCACAACUAUUUAGUCAAAUAACAUGGGUCACAAAAGCUAACAUUUUCCUAAUGCUGCACCCCCCAGCUUGUGUUGGAAAAAAGAAAAUAUAAUGAUGCAUUUUAUUUGUGGCAAUGUGUAUGUAUAGGCCAUAGUUUUUGUUGUCUAUAGUGCUAGUUUCUUUACAUUUGCUUAUUAUUUGCUGCAUAUUUGUCACAUGAUCUGAAAUGGUUAUACCAGUUUACCUAUUUCUGUUGAUCUCUACACAGAUAUCACUAGCCUUUUGUGUUGUUUCAGACUUAGAUUGUGUAAAAUAUGUCAUUUAUUUGCAUAUUUGAAUAAAAUGUUUCUUAAAAAGCUGUUUGAUUUGAACAAGUUUUUGCCAGGUCUCACAGAACUUCUUUCAAACCUUUUUUCCAGACGUAAUUAAAGUACAAAGCUUAA